Molecule: messenger RNA, 1197 nt
Organism: Colius striatus (speckled mousebird)
Lineage: Eukaryota; Metazoa; Chordata; Aves; Coliiformes; Coliidae
Exons: 4
Coding region: 274-1197 (307 amino acids)
Source: RefSeq, a predicted model, not a curated record
CGGCUUAUGGACUCAUCCCCUAUACCCCUGCAGGCUUCCCAGUUUACGUUCCCGGCCCGCUCGCCGGUCGGUCUCUUCCCCUGCAGCGAUGGGAUGGGGAUGGGAGACUCUCUGGAGAAGCAGUCUGGUGGCGCACCCAGAAUGUCCCACGCCCCGCCCGGUCCAGCAGCCGGGCCGAGAGGGUCUCCUGCCUGGCUCGCCAAUUGACGUGCGGAACAAACUCUACAACACGGUGAAGGGUUAUGAACCAGGGGGAGGCCUGGCGCCUGGAGGAUGACUGCACACAUCCCCCCUGCGACCCCCAGCUCGGCACGGCCGUGCAGGACGCUCCCUUCAGCUGCUUCCGCACCUGCUCCUUCUACACGAGGAAGAGCCCGUCUGUGGAUAAGCAACCGCAUGGGUGCCCUCAGCUACGCCCCGCACCCCGCUGAGAGCGAGGCCGAGCGCGUCAAAGCCAAGCUCGGGCGGCAGUUUGCCUUUGCUUCUCUGCCUGCCGUUCUGCGUCUCCCCGGGACCUUGCUCCCGGGCCCGCUCAGGGUGUCCCCGCGUUGCCGCAAGAAGAGCGGCUCGGUGCUGCCCCCUGGCGGAAACGGGCCGCGGUGCGCUCGGCGCUGCCACCCGGUGGCGACGGGCGGUAUUGCAGCCGGGGCCGGUGCGGCGCUGCCUCCCGGUGGCGGAAAACGAGAUCGCAACGUGACCUUCCUCACGUUCUUCUUCACGCGGCUGGAGCGGAACCGCAGCGGCCGCUACGAGCGCGAAUUCCCGUUCGUGUCCCGCUGCGGCGCGGAGCGCAACCUCCUGCGCUGCGAGCACAGACCCAUCGUCUUCACCCGCCUCCUGCCCCCGGACGCCUCCUCCUCAGCCUCCUCCUGCUCCCGCCGCGCCGUGCUGUCGUUCUGCGGCGGCGGGGAGCGGCUGGCCGCGCCGCUCCGGCCCGAGGCGCUGGUGAUGCUGCCGGAGAACGGGCGCUUGUACCACCCGGCGCCGGGCCGGGCGGGGGGCGCGGGGCCGGUGCGCUCGGCGCUGGCUCUGGAGUGGGGGUCCCGCUUGGAGUACGAGCAGGGGCCGGAGCAGCCCCCGACUCACUUUUGGUGGGAGGGGAAGAGGUAUCGGCUCACGGGGGAGCUGGUGCAGCUGCUGCGGGGAGGGGAAGGGGCGGGGGAGGCGGAGAGCGGCGGAGCCGCGGGGCGGGGGUGA